Molecule: messenger RNA, 387 nt
Organism: Papaver somniferum (opium poppy)
Lineage: Eukaryota; Viridiplantae; Streptophyta; Magnoliopsida; Ranunculales; Papaveraceae
Product: late embryogenesis abundant protein At5g17165-like
Exons: 2
Coding region: 1-387 (128 amino acids)
Source: RefSeq, a predicted model, not a curated record
AUGGCCGCUAAUUUGAAGAAUCCAGGAGGGUUUUUGAUCAGUUCAGCCAAGAAAUUUGUUCAUCAGAUCUGGAGUAACAAUCCUUCAUCACCUUCCACUACCAUUUUCUGGAGGAGGUCGUACGUAGCGGGAUCAGUGUAUGACAAGAACGUGGAUGACCAGGUUCGUCCAACUGUAGAACCAGAGGGUGUUGUCGAGGCUUCGGCAGACAAGUACUGGGGACCGAAUCCGCGCACAGGAGUUUUUGGGCCGGCAAGUCAGGAAGGUGGCAAUGAGGGCAUCAAGCUGCAACAAGGAAAUGGUGGUGGUGAGAGUGCUGAAUCGGUGUUGGGACAGAAGGCGAGGUUUCGAUCACUUGAGGACAUUGAGAAGCCCCAAGCAAAUUAG